UCGCGUGGAAGAGGAGUGUGUAACGGUGAAAAUCUGCCGUCAGAAAGCAGAGCUCAGACAUGAGGGCUCGUUGGACACUACUCGCCAUUACAGGGACCAUAUUUAUGUUUAGUUCAAUAUACUUGAUAAACAAAGGCAAUCUUAAACUACAGCACGGCGAUGCAGCAGUUUCAACAACUGAGGCACCGAAGCCAAAAGAACUUACCAGAGCAGAGAGGCUACAGGACCUGUACCCUGACCCGAAUAAUGACUCCUUAGUUCUACCCUCUAAAGACUUUAUGGACCGUAUGAUGCGACAGGAUGUCAUGACCCUAUAUCACAGGUACAUCAACAGCCUUCAGUAUUUCUGUCGCCGCGUUCUCCACCUGGGUAAACUAGAUGAUGGCGGCUGGGACAUCUGUGACGACAAAGAGUUUAGACCUUCUGACAGUUGUCUCGUCUAUUCCUAUGGAAUCAACUUUGACUUUAGCUUCGAUGAUGCUAUUGUGAAACAGUAUGGCUGUGAGGUGCAUGCCUAUGAUCCUAGUAUGAACAUGAUGGACCAUACCCAUGGGAAUAAGGUGUUCUUUCACAAUAUUGGCCUCACCAGUGAUAAUAGAACUAUGACAGUCAAAGGUAUUCCCUGGAGAAUGGGCACAUUUGGAGCCCACCGAACACACAAUGGCCACGUACAGAGGCCCAUUGACAUCUUAAAAGUAGACAUUGAGGAUUGGGAGUGGGUUGCAUUGCCAGAAAUGCUAUAUUCCGGAAUGCUUCGGGAUGUGCAACAGUUUGUUGUAGAACUUCAUUUAACCAGGGUCAAAGCUGAACCAAGUAUUACUCAGUAUCUCAAGUGCUUGAAAAUACUCAAAGAUAUUUAUGAUGAAGGAUUUAGAAUAUUCUGGACCCAUCGAAAUUUAUGGUGCAAAUUUUACUCAUCUUUUGGUCGUGAGGAAAGAUGUGGUUGUCAUGAGGUUUCUUUUGUGAGAGUUAAAUAAUCUGAACAUUUUAGUAACUAAUUAUAUGAUAUGUGAAUGAUAUUGUGAGUUAUGUAUAAAUUAAGGAUUAAAUGUAAUUCAUGUGGUAUUUGUUUUUUUUUUUUCAUCUUAAAUCAAUCUUGAAUUCAAAGAUCAUGUGAAAUUUUAACUUUUGUAAUGCUGACAUAUACAUGAUGAGUGAAAUGUUAAUCGGUUUUUUGCAAUUAGCUACAGCAGGAUGAAUUUUGAGAAAUUUGUGUGUGGAUGUAUUUUAAGGUAUUUGGCAGAAACAUAAUGUUGUAUGUUACUCAGUUUUGGUCUACCGAAUUGUAAGUUAUCUCUUCAAUUAGUUAUUACAUUUCUGGGAUUUUUUUUAUAAUUGUUCAAACACCUCUAAUUUAAAUGACAUGGAUGCAGUGUUAGUUUUAUUGAUAUCAAGAUGUGAAUUUCAAGUAUUGUGCCAUCCCACAAAAAAUAAUUAUGUUUUUUAAAUAUUCUUUUUUGUCAACCAGCUUCCAGUAUAUCUCAGCCUAUUUUAUUGUGCUAUAAUAGAACAACAUCAUAGCUUUAUAAAUUACCAUUGUUAACUUGUGCCUAAUUAAAUAUUCACACUGUUUUUGAAGAUUUUUUUAAUAAAAAGUAAAUUUCUCCUGGAAUAGCUUAAGAUUAUCCUGUUUAAGUGGGAAGUUUGAGGGAUUUUAUUUGUUCAAGAGAAAGUGAGGAAAGAAUUAUGCGAUGUGCGGAUAUGAUCUAGCAUAAUGUAUAAAGGUUGAUAUAUUUUUAGCAUAGCAUAGUAGAAUUACAUGUAUUACAAAACAAAGUAUUUUUAUACAUUGAAUAAUUCACUGAAAUUUUUUAUCAUCAUUUGAAAUGUUAAAAUUUAUAUCAGAAAAAAUGACAAAAUGAUAUUCUUUUUUUCAAUGAUUCAUGAUUCAUGAAUUUUUCCAUGUUGUUAUGUAUGCAUCACACCAUAAAUUAAUUACCAGCAAUUGUCUAUUACAAGGAUUUUUUUUACCAGGACAAUUUUAUGAUUCAAGUGCUGAGAAGUAGCCAAACAUUACAAGAAAUAAACUGUCGGCCUUGUCAUUCAAAUCAAAAUUCAUUUACAUCAGUGAGAUUAUGCAUUCAUUUUUGUUUGAUGUACAUAUGAUAUUUGUUAGAGACCCACCUCUAUAAAGUGACCACCUGUGUUAAAAGGUCACUUUAAAACUUCCCAAUGGUUGACUGUAUCUGUUGUUUGCUUGGUUGCAGGUUUUCUAUCUCAGUGACUCGGUCUAUAACUAGGCAAUGUCUGUUAUAAGACCACUUUAUGGACUUCUUCAGGAGGUCUCCUAGAACAAGUUGGACUGUUUGUAAAUUCAAAGUUGUUUGCACCAUAAUUUGUAUGUGAUAUAUUUCCUUUUCUAAAGUAGAAUGAAACCAUUUUUAUGCUCCUCGAAAUUUUCAGGGAAGCAUAUAGUUGUUGCCUUUUUUUUGAUAGAAUGAUCAGACUUUUGUUUUAUUUUAGGUUUGAUAUUGGAACAAACAAUGAACUUGGCUAACGUUACAUGUUCCUAGAUAUUGUACAAAUCUAGAAUAUUUUAUGUUUUGUGAUUAAUAUCCUUUAAUAACAAGAUUUAAGCACAGCCUUAUGUUGGAUCAUUGUAGACAGAAAUGGGUACAGUAAUAGGAUAGAUCUAGGUUAGAGGAUUUAUUUCCUGUCACCAGAUAAGUAGGUACUUCACUUUUGUUCCGUUAACUACAUUGUAAUAUCUACAGCUUCACGGACAGCAUUUGCUAGACAAAUUUUAUUUUUGUGGGAAGUCUAAGGUGAAUCAAAAGGUCAUGUUACUAUAAGAAUAUAUAUAAAAUGAAUCAGAGCCUAGAUAUAAUCAGCAGUAAGCUUUGAUCUACUCAUUCUUAUGGUCAGAUGCCCCUGUGGUUAAAUUAAAAACAAACUGUCCCUUCCUUUAUCUAAACACUUCUUGAAUUUCUGACUUCAGAUGGGGUUACACAGUUACUCUUCAUGAAAAAAACCUUGUCAUACUGCCGUACUGGUCCUCUUUUUGAUAUUUUAUCAUACUUGUGUUUUUCUCCCAGCAUGCCUCUUUUUCUCCCAGCAUGCCUCAUCAUUCCUCCUGCUAUUGUGAUGUCAUUUCCUGGAUAACUUGACCACAAAAUACUCUAGUCAAUAUCAUUGCAUCAUUAGGCUCAUUUAUAAACAUUAAUAUAUCAAUGCAUCAAAAGCAAUUAUAUUUGUGUAUUUAUAUAUUUGUGCAUGUAUACAAUGAUUUUGUGUGAAUCCAAAGCAUUCUACACUUUGUUUUAACAUUGCGUUCUUCACUGUAUCAGUAAGACACCUUAAUUCAUUUACAAAUGUAAUAUUUUAGUAUCCUAUAGAUUGUUUCCUUGGAUACUAAUUCCUGUAUAUUCUAACAUUUUAUAUCAGUCUGGAGUUGAUCGGUCUGGAGUCGACUAUUGGAUGUUAAAGCCAAGGGUGCUGGGCAAAGUGCUUUUCCUUGAGGAUGUAGAUUUCAGGACAUUUAACAGUUACUUCUAUUGUCAAAAUGUCUUAACUUGAAUCUCUUUACACUGUGAAUGUGUUUUGAAGAUUGCAUAAUAUGUUAUGAGAUGGCAGAAUUUGAGAUUAUGUUGACUUUUGAUAUGUUAAAUAUUUUCCCAAAUGCCAAACGCUUUUGAUUUUUACUACUUUAUCAGACUAACUUUAAGACUCAUUUUGAUAAACAGAAGUUCGAAUAUAUUAGUGACUUGAGUAAUUCAUGGAGUAGCAAAGCACUUCAUCAUCAAAUUCUAUAUUCUCCAGAAUCUUGACAAUGACUUCUAAGGCAUGUAUUUAUCAGUGGAAAGUCUUUAAUACUCUGCUCCUAAAAAAGGUUUCAAACUGAAGACAGGUUUAUAAUUUUUAAGAUGAUUGGCCAUUGAAUAUUACUUUUUAGUUGAUGGAGUGCUGAGAUUUCUGUAAACAAAAAGAGUAUCGGGUUGGAAAAUCAAGUACUGAGAUUUCUGUAACCAAGAGUAUAAGCUUAAAAAUGUUUUUGCUUGAUUAAAUGUGAUUAUAGGGUAAGUGAUAUUAUGAAAGGAUAACAAAUCUAAACAGAUGCCUUUUAUUCAAUCCCACUGGUUGCUGUUGUAAUCAGUUUUAAGUUAAAUGCACAUGAAGGAUUAAUCAUACGGUAAAAAUGCCCGUUUUGAAGUGUUUUAAAUUUUUGCAUAUGGUUAAAAAUUUUGUGACAUAAUUUAGAGUCUUUAAAAUUGUUAAUGGUCAUGAAUUUUUGGUUUGGUCCAAAGGAGAUUCUGCCCACAAAUAUUUUGUUUCUGGAAAAAAGGGAAACCAGGGAUAAUGAUUUUGGAUGAAAUUGUAACAGAUUUCCAGAGGGCAGUUGGAAUUUUGUUUUUGUUUACUUCUGUCGUUGUUUGAUUUUGUUGAAUUGAAAUAUAUAUUCAUUAUGUUGUUUAUAUUAAUGUAUUGGUUUG
Ylistrum balloti is the source of this 4430-nucleotide messenger RNA. RefSeq names its product probable methyltransferase-like protein 24. The transcript has 6 exons. The record is from RefSeq and is a predicted model, not a curated record. Bases 60 to 977 code for a protein of 305 amino acids. Lineage: Eukaryota; Metazoa; Mollusca; Bivalvia; Pectinida; Pectinidae.